Molecule: messenger RNA, 1623 nt
Organism: Aspergillus clavatus NRRL 1
Lineage: Eukaryota; Fungi; Ascomycota; Eurotiomycetes; Eurotiales; Aspergillaceae
Product: Ankyrin repeat protein
Exons: 2
Coding region: 1-1623 (540 amino acids)
Molecular function (GO): protein binding
Source: RefSeq, a predicted model, not a curated record
AUGGAUCUCAUUCAACUCCCGGAGGAGAUCUUUGCUCUCAUCGUUGAGCACUUGGUCCUCAUCAUCGGCAACUGCAAAGCAGUUCGACUGCGCAGCGUCAGCAGAAGGUUUGAUGUGGCUAUUUUGCACGCAGUCUUUGUUCGUCAAGUCAUUGAUUUUCUGGAUCCCGAUGAUGUACAGACGCGUUCUUCAGGUUUACCUCCACCGGCGAUGGGAAGACUGGUGCUGGCCAAGUCCAAGUCCAAUCCCCACCGGAACCAUGUUCUAUGCGCAUUAUCCAAAAUCAUUGACGCAUUGGAUGGUAUGCAAAUCUCGGUGCAACAAGAAUCAAGAUGCCGUAACCAUGAAAUAAUCAGCGAGGCUGUCGCCCAACAUCUACGCUCGCAAGACCAUCCAUUUGGUUAUCUCGAAGAAGAAGGUAGCCAAACCCUCAGUGAAGCGGAAGCUUUCCACAACAUAUUUUGCGCUUCAAUCAGCCUGGGAAACCUUUCUUUGGUCAAAAGUCUCUUGAACGCUGGCACCGUUCCUUCCUCGUGGAUGGUUAACACAGAAAGUGCGUAUCUCGGUCGACCAUUACAGAUUGCUUGCGCAUGGGGCCACACAGCGGUGGUGAAAUAUCUUCUGGAAAGUGGCGCCGAUCCUCAUUCACUAUCCGGUCGCGACGCGGUGCAGUACGAUGGCCGGCCUUGGAAUGCCUUUCUUGACCGUUAUUGCCGUAGAGUCUACCGGAGUUCGAAUGGAAGUUCCCUCCGGGCUGCUGCGCUUGCAGGCCACACGGAGAUUGUUCAUCUCCUCUUGCGUCCGGAGUACAAGCUUGAAUCUUGUCGAAAUGAAUGGUUUCGAGUCUUCCUCGCUGCUGCGCGCGGGGGCCAUGCAGAUAUCCUCAUGGCACUUCUGCAGGCAUACGGUACAACAUGGGAUGCUCAACCGGAACUGAGGAAGGUCGUGUUGUGGGAGGCUGCAUAUCAUGGGCGCGAACCGGUCGUACGCAUGAUGCUCGAAAAUGGAGCUGAUGUAAAUGCUCAACUUGUGAAUCCCGCGCUAUACAGCGCCUCCCCCCUGCAGAUGGCUGCCCGGCAUGGCCAUACACCCGUCAUUCGCCUGCUCCUAGAACACGGCGCCGAUGUGGCCUGCGACGUUGGCUACGAAGGUUCUGCCGUUCGCGUAGCCGCGUCGCGAGGACAUGAGGAAGCCGUUCUCACUCUCCUCGAAUACGGCGGCGAUCCAUGUGCUGCCUUUCGGUCGGCGACAGAUGGAGCCCAGGAUCAUUUGCUGAGGAUCCUGCUGCAGCAGGGGUUUGACAUGAAUAGACGUCUUCAUCCCACGGCCCCUGACACAGAGGGGAACUCUGCUUUGGUGAUGAGCGCCAUAAGGGGCUGUGCGCAGACUGUGCGGGUGUUGGUGGAAGCUGGUGUCUCCCCCAAUGACGAGGAUCUUCGCUGCGAUGCGGUUUUCCAAGCGUGGAGCAUGGGGCGCUUCCAUGUUUACAAUCUCCUGUUGCAGCUGGGAGGAGAAGAUAAGGCCAUGCCUGACAGUGACGAGUAUCCCUUGGAUGAGCCGAGGCUGGUAUGCAGCGGGUUUUUGGUUGAUGAAAGGACCUGCAGGUGGAUUGGCAAGUACUGA